UCCACAGAACCGGAACUUGACCUUUAACCUUAAGCUGGGAAUUUAAUAUUUCCCGUCAUGCCAAAUAUCGUGACGUCAUUAGAAAGCAGAAAAUGGCGGCCGCAGCAGCAAGAAGAGGAGCGCCCGCCGCUAACCGUGUGUGCUGUCCUGAACACCCAGACGCUCACCUGAUAGAAGACUACAGAGCAGGGGACCAGAUCUGUUCAGAGUGUGGACUAGUAGUGGGGGACAGGGUUGUUGAUGUCGGUACAGAAUGGAGAACGUUCAGCAAUGAGAAGUCAGACAAGGACAGGUCCCGUGUAGGAGCUGCUGAGAACCCCCUGUUGAGCGGCGGUGACCUGUCCACCAUGAUCAGUCGACCCUCGGGGUCGGCCGGGUUUAAUGAGGAUGGCAGCGCCAAGUACCACAACAGAAGAUCUAUGUCCAGUUCUGACAGAGCCCUGGUGAACGCCUUCCGAGAGAUCACCGGCAUGGCAGACCGCAUCAACCUGCCCAGAAACAUUGUGGACCGGACCCAGAUGUUGUUUAAACAGGUGAAUGACCAGAAGAGUCUGAAGGGGCGCAGUAAUGAUGCCAUCUCUGCAGCCUGUCUGUACAUCGCAUGUAGACAGGAGGGGGUGCCCAGAACAUUCAAAGAAAUCUGUGCAAUCUCACGAGUGUCUAAGAAGGAGAUAGGCCGAGUGUUCAAGUUGAUUCUGAAGGCGCUAGAGACAAGUGUGGAGCUCAUCACAACUGGGGACUUCAUGUCGCGGUUCUGUUCCAACUUGAACCUCCCGAGCCAGGUCCAGCGAGCGGCCACCCACAUAGCCAGGAAAGCUGUGGAGCUGGACUUGGUACCAGGACGAAGCCCCAUCUCAGUAGCAGCAGCAGCUAUCUACAUGGCAUCACAGGCCUCAGAGGAGAAGAGAACUCAGAAAGAAAUUGGCGACAUCGCGGGCGUGGCUGACGUCACCAUUCGCCAGUCGUAUCGCCUGAUCUACCCUCGCGCCCACGAGCUGUUCCCUGCAGAUUUCACCUUCCACACUCCCAUCGACCAACUGCCACAGCUGUAGAGCUGUCAGUCACUGUCUUAGACAGAUCUGUUAUACCCUGUUACACAGUCGGCGCAGUGUUCUCACCAGGAUCUUUUCACAGCAUAGAGGCAUCUUUGGGCAGCAAAACCAGCGUUAUGUAGGCAUAAACAUUGUCAGAGGUCUGGGGGGGAUCCUCCUCCUGAAAAUUUUUAAAUAUCUAACCCCCUGAAACCCUAUUUCCUGCAUUUUUAGAGCCAAAUAUUGGGAAAUAUAGCUAACUUUAUUUUACCUUAAUGUUACAAAACUACAAAAAUAAUUCCAUUUGUUGGUUAAAACACAGCAUAGGGGCACAAAUCACAGCAUAGGGGAAAAAAUCACAGCAUAGGGGCCCCCUAUACUGAAAAGGCUUGGCGAGAACACUGCGGUGAGUGUCUGCCCAAUUUGAUGAUUGCCAGAAGGUCAACGAACUGGUGAACAUCGGUGAUUCCUAAAAGUUGCAAAAUGAUCGAGAGAACACCAGGCACAGUACUGCCAAAAAUUCCAUUUAGCGCUUGGUCAAUUUUUCUGCUGGGUGACAGUGGUGUAAGGGGUAUAGCAAGUAUCCUCCUUUUGUACUGAUAAAGUAAUAUUAUUGUUAUUGGACAAAUGUGGAAGUGUAUCUUAAUUAGAGUCUUGGCAGUGUAUCUAUUAGUUAUGUUAUAUCUACAGAUACAUGUAGGUGCAUCUUUUCAGUGAAUAUAUUAUAUGAAAUGCUAGUCUUCAGUUUCAGCAUACUUAUCAUUAUCAAGAAAAAGUAAAGUCCAUUUCCUUGUAAAGAGGUAUGUAGUUUUUACUCAGAAAAAGAAGUUGGGUUAUUUUGGUACUUUUCCAGACAUUGUCAGUUCAAACUUUAUUUACCUCCAGGUAAAGGAAUACUUUUCUUUUGUCACUCUUAUUUUCAAACCAUGUCAAAUUUUCACACGGACUCCAAAGAAUAUGGAAAAAGUUUUAGAAGUAGGUUUAUCUAUCAAAUGUAGGUGUAAGUCAAGUUCAUUCCAUUGGUCGGCAUAGAAUUUUUGUCACAUUUUUGAGCAUAUAUUUUCUUAUGUCAAGGUACUCAGUUUUUCCAGGCCAUGCUUGUAUACUUGUAUGAAUAUAGCACCAGAGCAAAUACACCAAGCGCAAAGUUUAUAUGAUCUUUCAAAGUUUUACAGAAACAUUAAAGACACGUUUUUCAGUCUUG
Branchiostoma floridae (Florida lancelet) is the source of this 2235-nucleotide messenger RNA. Its product is annotated as transcription initiation factor IIB-like. The transcript has 10 exons. NCBI's taxonomy places the organism in Eukaryota, Metazoa, Chordata, Leptocardii, Amphioxiformes, Branchiostomatidae. Bases 93 to 1052 code for a protein of 319 amino acids. Gene Ontology annotation, cellular component: nucleus; transcription preinitiation complex. Gene Ontology annotation, molecular function: RNA polymerase II general transcription initiation factor activity; TBP-class protein binding. Gene Ontology annotation, biological process: transcription preinitiation complex assembly; transcription initiation at RNA polymerase II promoter. The record is from RefSeq and is a predicted model, not a curated record.